Molecule: messenger RNA, 3297 nt
Organism: Nymphalis io (European peacock)
Lineage: Eukaryota; Metazoa; Arthropoda; Insecta; Lepidoptera; Nymphalidae
Product: meckelin-like
Exons: 20
Coding region: 30-2528 (832 amino acids)
Biological process (GO): cilium assembly
Cellular component (GO): MKS complex; ciliary transition zone
Source: RefSeq, a predicted model, not a curated record
AUAACGCUUUGUUAAUAUAUUUCAACACUAUGAUUACGAUAGCGUUUGCUAAAAACGUUGUUAUUUUAUUUGUUUUAUAUUUUUAUGUCAAUGGUUAUAAAUUGCCAGGAAGUUGUAAGUUUGGUCAGUUUUAUGAGCCAAGUUUGAUGGAUUGCUUGGAUUGCCCCGUUAACGCAUCAUUAGUCACAUCAGCUGAUGGUUUCGCGUGUACCUGUGAGGAGCACAGUGUAGCGACAAGUAUUGCCCGUUGUAAGCCAUGUAACAUCACCGAAGUCGUUUCGUCUGAUGGAACUACUUGUGUUCCUCGAAGAUGUCAAAGUUCUUCGGGUCGGAUAGUUUGCAGAAAGUGUCCACAUGAUUACAUAUUAUUGACACAAAAUUUCGAUGGCUCUCCAAUGAAAGAAGUCCAGUGUGUUAAGUGUGCUCGUGGCUUCAAAGUUUUUGAUAAUCGUUGUGUCAAAUGUGAGGCUUGUUUGUGUAAAAAGCAUGAAAUUAUCGUUAGAGGAAGGUGUAUACCGAAAAAAUAUAUUCUAAGCCGACCUAAAUACACUGAAAAUCAGCUUCAUCCGAAUGAACUAUUAGAGAUAGUGAAGUUGGAAUAUUUUUGUACGCAACAAGACUAUAGGGCGUGUCGUACUUUAGCGAGCGCUUGCGUUCGUAAUUUCUAUACAUCGGAUCUCGGAGGACCCUGUAGACUUUGGAUACAACCUAAUUUAGAAAAAUUUAAAGGGCUGCCCGUGCUUACGACAGAUGCUUCGAAAAACAGUAAGCCAGAAAUCUCUUUAGACCGAGAAAAAGAUAUUUUUAAAAUAGCAACUAGUAUGCACACUAAGACUGGAGGGCUAGAAAUAUUUUUAGACACAAAUCAUCAACUAAAUAGAUGUCUUCCGCCAAUCAACAUUAAAAUUGGCGACGAUUUUUCUCAUGACUGUCCAAGAAAUGUAACUAAACUUACAGACGAAGAUUUUGGAAGUACACUUGAAUUAUAUCUCUUGUCUGAAACGAACUUAGAUCCACUUCCAAUUAAACUAAUAAAACCCAACGGUUACGAUAUUCAGAGAGGAAAAUGGUCUUCGAAACAAUUUAGAAUUUUUUUCCUUUUCAAUAGAUAUAAGUCCACAGUUACAAAUACCACUAACACGGUUUAUCUACGAACCCUGCUCUUUCGAAUAAGGAUAGAACGCGAUUCAUCUACGCUAGGUCUACGUUUGCAAAUGUCUAUCGAAGGUCAUUACGCUGCAAAAUCACCUUUGACAGAUAUAGUCACGACAUCCCUCAGAGUUGAACAUGAAAUGCCCAUCGCUGGAGUCCUGAGAGGUUUGAAAAUAUGCGGGGGAGUUUUUGGCUCAUUGAUGACAUUGUACGCUUUAUUGCAAUGGCGGGGAGUCCUGAGGCGGGGAGAGCGGUGUUUUGUUUUUGUGCCUUUGCUGUCGAGUUAUGUUGCCGAUGGUCUUUAUUUCGCGACAUUAAUCUCGACUUUCCACGCGCUGGUAGCGGAAGCAGGGACGCUCGCACUCACUCUACCGUUGUCUCAAGCCGAGGAACAAGUAAUAGAAGCGGUGGCUUAUAGCGUCAUUUGUUUAAAGGUUCUUAAACUAUUUUGGAUAAAUUGGAACCAAUGUCGGUGUGAUAUAUUCUUCAUAGACUGGUCGAAAUAUAAUCCUUCUGUAAAAGAUGUAUUUAUUCAAAAUAAGUCAAAAAAUUGGAAAGAAACCAUCUUGGCUAAGGAAUGGAUGUCAAAACAAACAAAACGAAGAGUCUCACCCGGCUUCACUGCUAUCAUCACUUUAUUCGUUUUACAUUUUUUAGAACAAACUUUAAUUCUUUUGACAAAGAGCCAAGGAUACAAAUGGGUUAUUGCGUCCGUAGCUUGGUGGAGUUGUUAUACAAUACUCCUAUGUAUUAGAAUUUUAAUAGAUAAAUUUAUUAAAUCUUCUUCAAUCAAGUUGACGAAAAUAUGUUCUGAUUUGGAAUUCUCGUUAUUGGUAUUUGAACAUGAGUAUUAUGCGCAUUACGUGGAUGGAAGAAAUGAAGAUUUUAUUGACCUUAGGGCGAGCAUUCACGCAUUACAAACAUGUCGUGUCGUUUGUUCGCCUCAGUUGAGGAAUGUGUAUAAAAAGCUGACAAAUAGUGGUGAUCUUGACCAGAAUUCGAACCGUGCACUCCUGUCUCAAUUUUUGAGUGCAUUUUUUGAAAGAGCGUUAGAUGGUUUAAACUGGGUGGCCAGUGAGAGAACAAUAUUUGAGAAAUUAUUUGACGUUGAACUUGUGACAAGAGAGGGAGGCAGUACUAGUGUAUUGCUAUACGACGGCGACGUUACAACGCCGUCUUGUUAUGCCGUCACAUGGUGGGGAGAAGAAUGGACGCUGGCAACAUUCGAUUCUAUGUUAUUUGGCAGUAUUGUGAUAAUGACCGGAAAUUCAGUUUUAGCCGCGUUAAUUACAUUAAUAACGUGGCAAAUUAUGAAAUCAACUCGAGGUUUCUUCGGAAGUUUGAAUGUAAAAAAUAAAAUCGGUUUAAAUAAUUAAAAAACAGUGGACAUUAUAUUGAAUGCAGCUGAAAUUAAUACACGCAGUAAUUUAUAAUGCAUAGUAUUAUUUUGAUUGUUGCUGUAGUUUUAUCGGUAAGUGAAGCUAGAGACGUGAGAACAAAUAUACAUUCAGAGGAUGAAAGUCAUAUGGAUAUUGUUGAUGCAAGUAAACUCAUGAUCCGGCCCACAGUGUACACUACACACGCAUCAAAAUCAGAAAUGUCUGGACCUUUAUAUGACUUUAUUGUAAACGUAUGUAACGUAAUAUUAAACCGCUUUAAAAAAUCCAAAAUUCGAACAUACAUAUAUACAUUAAGCAAAACCUUAAAAGGCUUGGGAUCGGAAUAUUUGAUGAAACUUGUUAUAAGUAAAUUUGUUAAAUUUUUAAAGGAAUUAUCCACUCUUAGAAGUAAAUUCAUAAAAGAAAAAGUUAGUGUUUUUUUGAAAACAAUAAAAGGCAAUAAACCAAAAAGGAAAGGGUUGUUUCAAUUACUAAAUUCUUUAUAUACUCUACGACAGGGUAUUAAAAUGGAUUUAUAUAUAAAUCGCUUAAAACGACACGCUAGAAAUCGAUCUCGAAAUAUUAGAAAAUUAACUAGAGAUAUAUUUAAGAAUGUAAUAUUUUAUACUAUAAGUAAUCAAGAUGAUUUUGUCAAGAAUAACAUUCAGCUUAAUUUCCAUGCCGCCCUUAUUGAGUAUUUGGAGGAAAUGAAGAGUUCUCACACUGAAUUGAAAUGGAAUUAACACAAAAUAAAUGAUUUAAAAUU